GGGGGCUAGCAAAAGGCUCCAAGAGGGAAGGAAGCACUGUUUAGUAUUGACGAGCGGGCACGAAAUAACGUAUCUGCAAGGUAUUGCUGGUUCCAAGCUGGGACGACCGGUGGUACUUCGGGCUAUUGUACGCUCUUGUGCUUGGUGGACACGGAGACUACACGCACACAUGCCAGUUCCACUGCAGCCAUGACACAGUCGCGUGACCAGCAUCCCUCGCGCCGCAUCCAUGAUCGCGAGAGCGGGUGCACUUUUAUAGAUGCAGUGAAGAUGUGGGGUGAAAAAGAAUCCAUUCUGGCGAGGUUGCGGUUUCCUGGAAGGUGAGCAGGACGCGUCUUAGACUGACCGUCUACAAGCAAGCGGACACACAGAAGAUAUUUCGCAACAGCUGUCGCAGACUUAGCGCCUGAGGGCGGCCGCGCUGGCAGUGGCGACGGCUACUUACCCUGGCCUAGGGGGAUUGGAUUGGGGGACUAGGUGUGAAGGUAGAUAGUGUUGGUAGCAGGUAACCAGUCGUAGUCACCACGGCUAAUGUCAGUGAACUGUGCCACUGGGACGUCUGAAGCCGGGCCUCAGUUGUGGUCUCAGCGGAACAGCUGUCGAUUCUUCAGCCGUUGAUGAUUGUCAGUGCUUGUGUUAUCGAUCUUCAAGGAGCCGCGCGCUGUUGGCGCACGCGCUCUCUCUGUCUCUGUCUCCUAUUUCGCGUCAGUUCCCUACCGCGCAGGACCGGACGAAGCUACGAAAUGCAACAGUCACGAGUACCGUUAGCGGCUUCAGCAUGCAAGACAGCUGGAUUCAAUAAACAGCACGUGUCAUUUAGGUGAAGAUUUCACGCUUCUAUGCCCACAGAAACAAAAGAUGUACGCAUGUUCCCCUCCUUCCACGGUACUGGGUGAAUACUACUGGCUGCCUGGAUCGCGUCUGUUGUGAUUACCCAGCGCACUGAGCCCUCCGCGAACGGUGGCAAAAUCGACGCGUUGGCCGGUUUCCUUGAAACAGACUCUCUUGCUAGUGGUGUUGCUUGAUGGUAGGCAGGAAAGAAAAAAAAAAAAGCGGCGGUGAGGAACACAUCGUUGAAAGGCCCAGCCAAGCAAGCAAGGCAGCUCGGUGAGACUUGCAAGCCGGCAAAGGACCGCGUACCCACGUGCGUUGCCUUCCCCAGCGAGCGACUCGAUGGUUCGGGUCCCAGGGUCAGGUCAUGGACGUCGUGCAAGCGGGCUAGUCGUGUGUGCACGUGUAGGACUUGCCUGUACCGUGUGCAGUGUCCGCUGCAGUCUGCAUGCCAAGCUCGCGUUACUGUGUGUGUGUGCGCGCGCGCGCUCUGGCGAGACAUGCUGUGUCACAGCGUCGUUCCUCGCCACACCUGAGAGCCGCUGGCAUUUUCAGACAACGUAGUGCCCGUGAACUUGGAUUGUAAUGCUAUGAGUGCCUCGAGGAGUAGACAGAAACAAGUGAUCGCAACGCUGAACUGUGAAGGCAGGGAUGGCGGAUGCUGCGGCUUUCGCCGCGAGAGAUGAUGCUGUCCAAGAGCAGAUCCUACCACUAAAACAAGCAGCACUUUAAAGGUGGCGAUGCUUCGACGCAUGACAGGCUGCGUUCUUGUCGGACGAGGGUCAAGAAGGGCACAGCGGUGUUGAUAGGUGCGGGCGAAGCAGGAGCGUGCACGUGCGUGCAUGUGUUGCAAGACGUGCGCCGCUUCUUCCUCCGUCGCCGAGUGCAAACAGAUGCUGGAAAUCAAUGGCGAACUCUUCCGACGGAUUCCUCGACGUCUCAACAGAGAUGGGAGACUACGUGAGGGCGACCAGCUUCUGGCUAUCGACGGACAACCACUAGACAUCUCUCACCAGCAAGCCAUCCACAUCCUGCAGAACUCGCAAGGGCCGGUGGAGAUAGUCGUCGCUCGCGGACCCAUCCCGCCGGCUGCAGGGGCCGCGCCGGAGGCUGUAGACGCUGAAGGUGGCGCUGCUGAAGGCGUCAUCGAGACUCACGAGUCCAAUAACCAGCUGAACCUUCCGCCGGAUCAGGCCGUGAGCGUUUCAGUCGAGGACCUCGGCACGAGUCAGGGAGAAAAGGCAGAUAUGGUGCUCAAUGCGGACUGGACUCAGCUGGAAGUCAUCGACCUCAUCAACGAUGGCACGGGGCUGGGCUUCGGCAUCAUCGGAGGUCGCAGCACUGGCGUCGUCGUCAAGACUAUUUUACCUGGUGGAGUGGCUGACCUAGAGGGUCACCUGCGUAGUGGAGACCACAUCCUACAGAUUGGUGACGUCAACGUGCGCGGCAUGAGUUCGGAGCAGGUGGCGCUGGUGUUGCGGCAGUCCGGCAGCCAUGUUCGUCUGAUUGUGGCGCGCUCCAUUCUCGAGCCGCCACCCUACCAGAUCCCCAAUGCUCCCAUCAUCCCAACCGAACAGCUGGACGAACACAUCGCUCACAUCAACCUGCUGAUGGAGCAGUCCGAGGCCCGGGCGGCCAUGGACGAGCUGGCUCUUCAGCAGCUACAGAUGUAUCCUCACCUCAGUAGUAUCAUGGGACAGGUUCAAGUGCAUCACCAGCCCUAUGACCCGCAGGAUAUGCCCGAAAUGGAAGUCUUUGAGGUCGAUCUCAUCAAGGAUACUCGUGGUCUUGGAAUCACCAUUGCUGGCUAUGUCGGCGGGGAUAACUCACCAGAUGAAGUCUCUGGAAUAUUUGUGAAGAGUAUAAGUCCGGGCAGUGCAGCAGCGCAAGAUGGACGGAUACACGUCAAUGACCAGAUCAUUGAGGUGGAUGGUCGCUCUCUUCAAGGCUACACUAAUCACCAGGCAGUUGAAGUUCUUCGAAACACAGGCCAGUCGGUCCUUCUUUGCCUUGUACGGUUUCAGCAUGGACCAAAGUACGAGAAGCUUCAGCAGUACCUGGCCCAGGCCAAUCAGAACAGUUCCGCCAUGGCGGGUCAGGAUAUGCCAGCCGUGUCUAACCCCACUUAUGAGCUGGAGAAUGGACAGGUGGACCUGGAAGAUGUCACCGUCACCGAUGCUGAGGACGAUUACAGUGGAGAGCUGAGGUCUGAUGUGGAGGCUGCCAUUAAAUCAUGUUGGGAAAGGAUUGUUGGCCCUGACUGUGAAGUUGUGAUUGCCCAGCUGUCCAAGUUCAAGGAAGGUGGUGGAUUGGGCAUCUCUUUGGAAGGUACAGUGGAUGUUGAAAAUGGACAAGAAGUCCGUCCUCAUCAUUACAUUGGCUCUAUUAGGCCUGAUGGUCCUGUUGGUUUGAAUGGUCGCCUUAAGACAAACGAUGAACUGCUUGAGGUUAAUGGAAAACGGUUGCUGGGUCUGAAUCAUGUCAGUGUGGUGGAAAUUCUCAAACAUUCACCACAGCAUGUACGGCUGGUGUGUGCUCGCAGGAAGAGCCCUCCUCAAGCCGACCCAUUCCCUGCACCACCUUCAUCUGUGCCAGCUGCACCUUUCAUCCCAUCAGCUUCAUUUCAAGAUGGAGUGGGUAGCACUAUACCAGGCACUGAAAGGCUGAUCAAGGCCAAAUCAGAGCAGGCUUUGUCAACAUCAGACAGUGCCCCAGCUACUUCAUCCUUGAAUAAGGCAAAAUCCAGGUCCCUUGAACCCUUGACUGGAUUGGCUAUGUGGAGCAGUGAGCCUGUUGUCAUUGAGCUUGAGAAGGGCGACCGUGGAUUGGGGUUCAGCAUCUUGGACUACCAGGAUCCAAUGAACCCCAAUGAAACAGUGAUAGUGAUACGCAGCUUGGUUCCUGGAGGUGUUGCUCAGCAGGACGGUCGACUAGUACCAGGUGACAGACUUGUUUUUGUCAACAAUACAUACCUGGAGCAAGCUUCACUUGAUGAAGCAGCACAGGCUUUGAAAGGUGCGCCCAAAGGUAUAGUCCGCAUAGGUGUGGCUAAACCUUUGCCCCUGUCAGACUCACCUUUCCGUCGUGAGCAACAGUUCUCCUUUGGGGCUCAGAAUCAUCAGGUGUCUGAAACAACCCCCUUUCCUAGUGCACUAGUGUCAGAACUGACUAGCGUCCUCAAGAAUCAUGUAGGUACUAGUGCUGGCCAUACCAGUGAAGAAAGCAGAUCAGGUGGUGUAAGUCCCAGUAUUGUGCAAGGACAUAUUCUAGUGGGUUCGUGGGAUUCCUCAUCCAGUGACACCGAUAUUAAAACUAAUAGAGGCAGCAUGAUGCAGCGCAAAGACAGUUUUUAUGAGAGUGACGAGGACUUGCGCACACCACGUCGUACUUCCCCUCGCAAACAAAAAAUGGAACCAGAGGAGAUGCCACCUUCUUAUGAAAGUGCUGUUGAGGUCUCCGAAAAGACCACUGCAACUGCCCUCAUGUCAUCAGAUGUGAAACCUCCACUUCCACCGCCACCACUGCAGCCUAAGUCAUCUCCUUCAGAGAGGCCUGCUGCCUAUGCUUCUAGUUAUGAAAAUGUGCCCAAGGUUGAGCAAGAUCUGAUAUUUAACAUGUUACAAAGUGUAAAAACAGAAAGUCUUGCACCACUCCCUUCAUAUGAAGAAGCUGUCCUUGGAUUUGGAGAAACGGAUUCAACGAGUGAGGCCCCUCCUGUGCCCCCACGAGCUGAGUUUCAAGAGAACACAGUCACUCACCUCUUGACGGUGGAUGUUGGACAUGCUCCUGCUGCAGCAGAAGAAUUCCGACUCUCAGAUCUGGAACCAGAACAGCCUCUCUCAUCACCUGACAGCCCCCAUCCUCUGAUGGACACCUCAUCGCCCCCAUCUUCUGCUGUGCAGACUGUGUCAGGUGGUCGCGUAGGGAGGGCACGGGGGCCGCCUCCCCCUUUACCUCCCAAACCGCGACUGCCUAAACCUAUACCUGGCAAGCAGGAUGCUACACCUCCUCUGCCAGCAACUUCCCCACCCCCGCCCCAGGCUGUACCACCAAUAUCCCCUCCAGUAUUUCCAUCAACCCCACCAUUACGACCAGCACCUUCUUCACCUCGCCAUGAUCCAGAGAGCAGACUUGGAGGAAGAAUUUACCAUUAUAAAUCAGCCAGCCAAGAUAGCUCUGCUUCAUCAUCAUCAGAUCAUGCUGUUGCUUCAGCGGCUGCAGCUCUGGGAGGAGCAGCAAGUGACCUUAGGAACCUGUCUAGUCCUCCAGCCUCGCCACGAACUGCCUCUCCUAGGCUAUCUCCCAUGGGCUCGCCCCUACUACGUCGAAGUGAAGGGGUGUCUUCCGACCUGGAGAAAACCAUUAAAGUGUCUAAGGGCAGCGAUCAGCUAGGUGUGACAGUAGAGACAGUGGAUAGAGGAGUCAAUGGGUGCUUAGUAAAGACCAUAACAAAGGGAGGUGCUGUAGACAAAGAUGGUCACCUGCAGGUGGGUGACUACAUUGUCUCCAUCAACAACGAAAGUCUACGCCAUAUAACCAAUGCACAAGCACGGGCCAUUCUCCGGCGCACGUCGUUGCUUAGCACAGAUAUUAGCAUCACUUACAUUCCAGGCUCAAGUGUCCCAACACAUGGGUCAAUGACGCCCAGAGUGUGGAAUCAAGUCCUUCCCAUGUGAGCAUGCCUUCACCCAGUACUGCUGGACACACUGGGUCAGCCUCUAGCUCAGCCUCGUUAGUUUCGGUCACACCUACACCUUCAGUGGCGUCAACCACAAUAGCCUCAACAUCUGUCUCUCCCCAUCAGAAAUCAUUGGCAGCAGAUGGUUCC
Messenger RNA from Pomacea canaliculata, 5659 nucleotides. Its product is annotated as patj homolog. Bases 1674 to 5507 code for a protein of 1277 amino acids. Lineage: Eukaryota; Metazoa; Mollusca; Gastropoda; Architaenioglossa; Ampullariidae. The transcript is spliced from 21 exons. Gene Ontology annotation, molecular function: protein binding. The record is from RefSeq and is a predicted model, not a curated record.